Messenger RNA from Camelus dromedarius (Arabian camel), 3334 nucleotides. It is a transcript of the gene QRSL1, whose product is annotated as glutaminyl-tRNA amidotransferase subunit QRSL1. Gene Ontology annotation, cellular component: glutamyl-tRNA(Gln) amidotransferase complex; mitochondrion. The transcript is spliced from 11 exons. Gene Ontology annotation, molecular function: glutaminyl-tRNA synthase (glutamine-hydrolyzing) activity. Bases 114 to 1694 code for a protein of 526 amino acids. Lineage: Eukaryota; Metazoa; Chordata; Mammalia; Artiodactyla; Camelidae. The record is from RefSeq and is a predicted model, not a curated record. Gene Ontology annotation, biological process: mitochondrial translation; glutaminyl-tRNAGln biosynthesis via transamidation.
CAAUGAGGAACGAUCAAACAUGGCUGCGCCCAUGUAACCUCGGCAGCGGCCGCUGACCUUUCUUUUCCUUCUUGUCACCUGGACCCUGUGGUGGCAGGCGGGGCACAAGAACCAUGCUGGGCCGGACCCUCCGAGAAGUUUCUGCAGCCCUGAAACAAGGCCAGAUUACACCAACUGAGCUCUGUCAAAAAUGCCUCUCCCUUAUCAAGAAGACCAAGUUUCUAAAUGCUUACAUUACUGUAUCAGAAGAGGUGGCUUUAAAGCAAGCUGAAGAAUCAGAGAAAAGAUAUAAGAAAGGUCGCUCACUAGGGGAUUUAGACGGAAUUCCCAUUGCGGUAAAAGACAACUUUAGCACGUCCGGCAUUGAGACAACAUGUGCAUCAAACAUGCUGAAAGGUUAUGUACCGCCUUAUAAUGCUACAGUGGUUCAGAAGUUACUGGAUCAGGGAGCUCUACUAAUGGGAAAAACAAACUUAGAUGAAUUUGCUAUGGGAUCUGGAAGCACAGAUGGCAUAUUUGGACCCGUUAAAAACCCCUGGAGUUUUUCAGAACAAUACAGAAAAAAGAGGAAGCAGAAGUCCCAUGGUGAGAAAGAGGAUUCAGAUUGGCUCAUAACUGGAGGAAGCUCAGGAGGGAGCGCGGCAGCCGUAUCAGCAUUCACAUGCUUUACGGCUUUAGGAUCAGAUACAGGAGGAUCGACCAGAAAUCCAGCGGCCCACUGUGGGGUUGUUGGUUUAAAACCAAGCUAUGGCUUGGUUUCUCGUCAUGGUCUCAUUCCCCUGGUGAAUUCAAUGGAUGUGCCAGGAAUCUUAACCAGAUGUGUGGAUGAUGCAGCCAUUGUGUUAGGUAUACUAGCUGGGCAUGACCCCAAAGAUUCUACCACAGUACAAGAUCCUGUUAAACCAUUUGUGCUUCCCAGUUUGACAGAUGUGAGCAAAUUAUGUGUAGGAAUUCCAAAGGAAUAUCUUGCACCAGAAUUGUCAAGUGAAGUACGGUCUCUUUGGUCCAAAGCCGCUAACCUGUUUGAGUCUGAGGGGGCCAAAGUAAUUGAAGUCUCCCUGCCCCACACCAGUUUUUCAAUUGUCUGCUACCAUGUAUUGUGUACAUCAGAAGUGGCAUCAAAUAUGGCAAGAUUUGAUGGGCUAGAAUAUGGUCAUAGAUGUGACAUCGGUGUGUCUACUGAAGCCAUGUAUGCUGCAACCAGACGAGAAGGGUUCAAUGAUGUGGUGAGAGGAAGAAUUCUCUCAGGAAACUUUUUCUUAUUAAAAGAAAACUAUGAGAAUUAUUUUGUCAAAGCACAGAAAGUGAGACGACUCAUUGCUAACGAUUUUGUGAAUGUUUUUAACUCUGGGGUGGAUGUCUUGCUAACUCCCACCACCUUGAGCGAGGCAGCGCCAUACACGGAGUUCAUCAAAGAGGACAACAGAACGCGCAGUGCCCAGGAUGAUAUUUUCACACAGGCUGUAAAUAUGGCAGGAUUGCCAGCAGUGAAUGUCCCUAUGGCCCUCUCAAGCCAAGGGCUGCCAAUAGGACUACAGUUUAUUGGACGUGCAUUUUGUGACCAGCAGCUUCUUACAAUUGCCAAAUGGUUUGAAAAACAAGUACAGUUUCCUAUUAUUCAACUUCAAGAACUAAUGGAAGAUUGUUCAUCAGUCUCUGAAAAUGGAAAGUUAGCUUCUGUUUCUCUAAAAUAGUAGUGAUAACUAUAUCAUGCUAAUUUAAAUUACUUGUAAAGAUUGUUAUAUUCUAGGAGUCAAGUGAUCUUGCUAAUCAAUUCUUAUAAUUUGGUUCAUUGUCAACACACUCAUUCCUUUGAAUCAUUUUAAAAAAUUCUUAUAAUAUAUUUACUUAAUUGUAAAUAAUCUGUCCUCAUGUAUUAAGCAUCCACUAAGUAUAAAUCAAGUACCAGAUUUCUAUUAUAAUACCAAAUACAUGUUCCUGAGAAAUGAUGCAGUCUGCAAAAAUAUUCAUUAAAAAGAACAGCAUACAGAAAAAGAAGCUUAGGGGCACACCUCUCAAAACUUGUACAUCUCUGUGACCAAUGCACCAAUGGAAACAGUAAGUGGUAUCCCCAGAGAUAAUGUGGGCAGCCCGGCUGACAGGCCACCCAGCAUGUGGCGGAGGCCGCCUCAGGGGGUGUCACACAUGCACAGAAACAGUGAAAUGGGAAUAUCCUCCCCUGAGUGUGGGCAGAGCAGGUGGAAGAGGAGCUGUGAGCACAGGAGGAAGUGCGUGCUGCUGGGCCCCAGGGUCAUGCAGAUGGGGAGUGUGCCCCUCUCUCUGGGGAGAGCCCCAGGUGCAGGCACUCCUCUUCCUUCUAAGAAUAGAGCUGCAGUGACUGUGAAGUUUUUCCCUUUCCUGCUAAAAGCUAAAAUUUUACUUCUGCUAUUCCAAAGCCCCAAGCCAAGGAACCAGAACAAGUCCACGUCACACUGAGUUCAUUCCCCUAAUUGCCAAUCACAGAUGAGCUCAAGGAAGUUUUUGUGACCUGACGGACCACACUGGACUCGAAAUUUGGUGGGCAGUGGAACAUGAUUUUAGUGAGAAAGUUUCAAGAUAAACAAGAUCCAGUUAUGAAAAAUUGUAGAUAAUUGGGUGAGGAUGCCAAAGAGGGGAAGCCCAUGGCCUCCUCCCUUCCCCUAGAUUCUCUAUUCCUUAUAGUUUUCUUACCCUCUUGACUUUCUCUACAAGUGCUCUCUUUUGGGCCCCUUGAGUGCAAAGAAACAUUGAUGGGAAGCUGUGUUCAGAAUUUGGGGGGGAAAAAUCUACUGAAAAAUCAUACAUUUACCCACCAUAAAUUUCCAUCAUUGGAUUUCUUUGUCUUUGCCAGAACACCACUGUCAUCUCAUGUUGAUCAAGUGUUCUAAUUUGAUACUUAUUUAUUGUUCAUAAGUUUAAGUAGGGAGCUGAAUUAUUAUGUAAUAGAUUCACUUCGUCUAGUAAGAAAAAAAUAUUUUCUAAAUGUGAAGGACAUGAAGGGAAAAUGUAAGAGGCAGAACCUUCUGAGAACCACUGAAGUGUUGCGUGAUAGGAGUUCAGCCGGCCUGGUACUUGUCUUCAUCAAUGCUUUCCCCCCUGGGACCCUUGCACUCCCACAUACUCCACCUGAUAAACUUCAGGUAAAAGUUUUCUGUGCCAGGCCCACAAGGAUUCUUAUAUAUUUUGACUGAAUCCCUGAAUGAGGAAGAAAUUCAUGAGAAAGAAUUGCUUUCCUUUAGAACAAGAGAAAACUCUUAGUUGGAGGAGCUAUUAUGAUGUAAACAGCAAGCAAACAAACCUUUGCCCCAAUAUUUUUUAAUGUGUGUAUAAUUUGAAAUAAAAAUUUUUCAAAGAA